Dendronephthya gigantea is the source of this 1263-nucleotide messenger RNA. RefSeq lists its product as uncharacterized. Lineage: Eukaryota; Metazoa; Cnidaria; Anthozoa; Malacalcyonacea; Nephtheidae. Bases 95 to 868 code for a protein of 257 amino acids. The record is from RefSeq and is a predicted model, not a curated record. The transcript is spliced from 5 exons.
UGAUGAGAAACGUGUUGGUGGCAUUUUGCAAGUUAGGAAUUCUGUAUUACAGAGAGGCAAGACGUCUAAGAUCUUUCAAGAAUCACGUAUAAAUAUGACAAAGAACUCAUUCACAAGUUUCCUGAGUGUCGUGGCAGUAUUUUGUUUGCAAGAUCUUGUCAACGCAGAAUAUUGUCCUGAUAAUGUCAUUGCUGGGGAGUGCUUCAGAGAAAGAAUAGUUCCAUACGCCAUAGGAGCCACCACAGUUGGUUUUGUAUUUGGUAUUUUUCUUCUCGUCCUUUCACUGUGUCUCUUCUGCAAAACAAAAGUAAAAAGUGGAGCAAUUGAUUGGGUUCAUUCAAAGGAACCAAUCGAUUGGGUAAGAAGAGUUCAAGACUUGGGUACUGAAAAUAACGGACACCAGUUUGAACCUAGAAAACAAGGAUUAGGUGACGACAAACCACCACCUGCCAUGCCUCGUCAUUUCGUCUCAGACAGAUCUCUAUAUUCUGAACGUGGUGCCACAAGUGCGUAUCCUUCAUCCAAUGCGAGUGAUAUCGUCUCUGCGAUGGAUGAGAUCGAAGACGAGGAAUAUCGAUCACCAACGGGAUAUUUUUGGGAUACUAGUGGUGGCACUGGCGCCAUUGUUGGUCGAACACCAGGUUCAAAUUAUAAUGGCGAUCACCCCCCUGUAACUAGCUUUGGUGGCGCUACUCGGCACCCUCCUGCUCCAGAUACCUUCGUUGGUCGAGAUCUUGCUUUAUUUGAGAAAGAAAAAGGCUCUGAAUAUGCCGAAACAACAUCAUCGCAACAAAAUGUUCGCUCUGCUCAAAUAUUGCAUCAUAAGAAAAAUAUGGAAAACCCUUCACGUCGUUCUUCCUAUCGUUAAAUAAAAGUGAAGAUAACGAAAAAAGGAAAUUCUAUGCUGAAUACAGCAUUAUAUAAUUAUACUACAUCUUUUGAUAAUUUUUCAUAGUAUAUAUGUACAUAUAUGGUUCACCUUAUAAAACAGUUUCUCAAUGAAAAUCAUGUGAUUAAAGAAACUCCGGCAAUUCAACAAAUGGACAAUGGUCAAUCCCUUGGAAAAUGGAGCUUUGGCUGGGUUUAUCUUUUUACUAAGACACCAAAUAAGCUGUAUUUACAUACUGUAUUAAAGUAAUUCGUAUGUAUGUAGACAUGUACCAAAUCAAAUUCCAAUGUCCGAUAGGUAUUCCACGCGACAAAUCGUAUCCGAAACCUGACACUACUAAUUUUAAAUCCGAAAUACAGAGCUACAUUUACAAA